Messenger RNA from Cydia fagiglandana, 747 nucleotides. RefSeq lists its product as uncharacterized. The annotation marks the transcript as partial. The record is from RefSeq and is a predicted model, not a curated record. Gene Ontology annotation, molecular function: nucleic acid binding; RNA-DNA hybrid ribonuclease activity. The transcript has a single exon. NCBI's taxonomy places the organism in Eukaryota, Metazoa, Arthropoda, Insecta, Lepidoptera, Tortricidae.
UUUGCGAUCUCAGAGGCGAUAUCUUAUGCAAUUAGUUUAAAAUACAGAAAUAUCGUCAUUUUUACAGACAGUAAAAGUGCUUUGCAACAUGUAGCUCGCUGCGCCUCUGGAAACAGAGGUACAGCGAUAGCUUACACUGUGCUUGAUAAAUUGUACACUUUACCUACUGAUAUGUCUUUGAGACUUCAAUGGAUCCCCGCACACAUAGGAUUAAGUGGAAAUGAGGAGGUUGACAUUUUAGCCAAAGAAGCCUGCACAAUUGGAUCAGAAGUUUACAUUACUCCAGACUUUACAGAAAAAUUACAUACAUACAAUAAGAAAAUACGUGGGAUAUGGAAAGUACACUUUGAUGAGUGUUGUAAAGAAAAAGGUAUAUGGUACAGGACUAUGCAGUGUGAACCUCCUCAUAUUCCUUGGUUUAUGAAUGCUAGGUUAAGUAGGAAAUUAAUUAAGAUAGGAUUAAGACUUCGUUCAGGACACAUUCCUCUGAAAAAGUUCGCUUUUAUGAUGAAGAAAGUGCCAUCCCCAAACUGCGAAGCUUGCAAUGUUGUAGAGGAUGUCCAACAUGUAUUGGUGGAAUGUGUGCGGAACGAAGGUAAUAGACAAUUGUUAAUGAAGUCACUAAAUCUUAAUAGGUUAGAUGUAGGCGUAUUUCCAAGCAUUUUGGCUGCACCAAUCUCUGAAGAGGCAAAGGAGAUAUAUUUAUUUGUGUAUCAUUAUAUUAGUCAGUUUACUGUCAGGCCGUAG